UGUUUGGCGCGAUUGUUUUGAAUUCAAACCACAACACGAUUUUCCUCGCAAUCCGUCAACUUUGUUAGUCGCUCUCAGCCGUUUAUUAAAAAAGGUUUUCCUUUACAUUGUUCUGUGAAAUUAAAAGUAAUAGUGCAUAAACAUGCGCAAAAGCACCGCACCAAGUCAAAGCUUGGCCCUCACUCCAGUGAACUCCGCCUUCAAGAGUCCCAUUUCGCUGUCCAACAAACGCACCCGAGAAUGUCGCGACCGUUCGAAGGACAAAAUCAAGGACACGGGACCACCCGCGCCCAAGAUUUCCGCCUCCGAGUACGAGCUGAUGAUCCAGAAAAUCCUGUCCCGGCCCUUCAAGGUUCCGAUUGCCAACUAUGUUCCGGAACAUACGACCCGUUGCUUGGGAAUGAAACGUCCCGCUGCUAGAAGGGCACUUCAUGACCCUUUCGCUUGUAAUGCCUUGGUGCUGUACACGCCGGAAGAGCUGACGGAACACGAUAAGCUGAAGUCCGAUCCAGGGAAGAUUCAGGUUCACGUCAUGGUCGAUCCCCUGCUGGGGAAUAUUCUGCGGCCACAUCAACGGGAAGGCGUCCGGUUUAUGUACGAGUGUGUUACGGGGAAGCGCGGAGACUUCCAGGGCUGCAUCAUGGCCGAUGAAAUGGGGCUCGGAAAGACCUUACAGUGUAUAACGCUUCUGUGGACUUUGCUGCGGCAAAGUCCGGAUUGUAAGCCUACCAUCAACAAGGCGGUCAUCGUUUGUCCGAGUUCGUUGGUCAAAAACUGGUACAAGGAGUUCGGGAAGUGGCUCGGAUGUCGGGUGAAUUGUUUAGCCAUCGACGGAGGCUCGAAGGAACACACCACGAAGGAGUUGGAGCAAUUCAUGGCCAACCAAAGUAUGCGCCAUGGGACACCGGUUCUGAUCAUAAGCUACGAAACGUUCCGGUUAUAUUCGCACAUUUUGAACAACUCGGAAGUGGGCGCCGUGCUGUGCGACGAAGGCCAUCGGUUGAAGAACUGCGAGAAUCUCACCUAUCAGGCUUUGAUGGGACUGAAGACGAAGCGGAGGGUGCUGCUGUCGGGGACACCGAUUCAGAACGAUCUGACUGAGUAUUACAGCUUGUUGCACUUCGUCAACCCGGGAAUGCUCGGAAGCACUAACGAAUUCCGUCGCCAAUUCGAAAACCCAAUCCUUCGAGGGCAGGAUGCAAACGCCACGGAAUCCGAGCGCCAAAAGGCAACCGAACGACUUCAAGAGCUGACUGCCCAAGUGAAUCGUUGUAUGAUUCGUAGGACGAGUGCCCUGCUCACCAAGUAUCUACCGAUCAAGUUCGAGAUGGUCGUUUGUGUGAAAAUGACUGAGAUUCAAACCGAGCUGUACAAAAGCUUCCUCCAAUCGGAUUCCAUCCGCCGGAGUAUGCUGGAGAAAGCUCAGGUGAAGGCCAGUUUGACGGCGCUCUCGAACAUAACUUCGUUGAAGAAGUUGUGCAACCAUCCGGAUUUGGUGUACGAGAAGAUUCAGGAAAGAGCUGAUGGGUUCGAAAAUGCCCAUAAGAUUCUUCCUAGCAAUUACAGCUCGAAGGAACUGCGGCCGGAGUUUGGUGGGAAACUGAUGGUUUUGGAUUGUAUGUUAGCUAGUAUCAAAAUGAAUACCGACGACAAGAUUGUCCUGGUUUCAAACUACACUCAGACGUUGGAUCUGUUUGAGAAACUCUGUCGGAAGCGUGGCUAUUGCUACGUUCGAUUGGACGGAUCAAUGACCAUCAAGAAACGGGGAAAAGUCGUGGACGAGUUCAACAAACCGGACUCGAAGGAAUUCAUAUUCAUGCUCAGUUCUAAGGCAGGUGGCUGUGGACUGAAUUUGAUUGGUGCGAAUCGGUUAGUGAUGUUCGAUCCCGAUUGGAAUCCAGCCAAUGACGAACAAGCGAUGGCUCGAGUUUGGCGCGAUGGACAAAAGAAACCGUGCUUCAUCUAUCGACUGUUGGCGACGGGAACCAUUGAAGAGAAAAUUUUCCAACGCCAAACCCACAAAAAGGCGCUCUCGAAUACCGUUGUAGACAACGAUGAGGACGGAGAGCGACACUUCACGCAAGAUGACCUAAAGGAUUUGUUCCGAUUGGACGAAUCCACUAUUUCGGAUACUCAUUCCAAAUUCAAAUGCAAACGAUGCGUUAACAAUAUCCAGAUGAAGCUCCCGCCGGAGGAUAGUGACUGUACUUCGGAUCUGUCCCAUUGGUAUCACUGUUCGAACAACAAGGGCAUCCCGGACGAUAUCCUGUCCAAGUCGUGGGACAUGACCAAGUGUGUUUCGUUUGUGUUCCAUCAUCGGUCGAACAGUGCAGUGGUGGAGCAGCAAAUCGCCGAACAGAAACGGGCUGAAGCGCUGAAAGGCAAGGAUGGAAAAAAGGGCGAUGAGGAACAUGUGGACGAAGUUAGCGACGAGGAUGAUGAUGAGGAAAAGGAGAACGAAGACUCUGGUCUGGAUGAUGAUGAUGACAAAGAUGAGGACUUUGUGCCAAGAAGGUGAUUCCACAGAGAUGUAUAUAUCAAUAAUUGUGUAAUCUAGUUGUUGCAUUCUGAAUUGAAUUUACAAGAAAUUCCUGGAACUCAGUAGCAUUAUUAUGUUGAUUAAAAUAUUUUAUCGCUUCUCAAAUAAGAAGCGCAAGGAUCGCAAAAUGAAUUUCUACUCUACUGGUGAGUCGCAAUUCGAUACGUUAAAUCUUGAUGAUCCUCUUCACUAGACUCGGAGCAUAUCGCUCCCAGCUUCACCCUAUUAUCAGGUAUCAGAAGUAUUGGAAAUUGUCUUUCAAUAAGUGGAAACAAGUACACGAGAAUACUGUAGAAACACAAAUUAACUUUAUUAAUCGGAAAUAAAACGAGAAUAAAUUCAGAAA
Messenger RNA from Aedes aegypti (yellow fever mosquito), 2885 nucleotides. It is a transcript of the gene okr, whose product is annotated as DNA repair and recombination protein RAD54-like. Gene Ontology annotation, cellular component: nucleus. NCBI's taxonomy places the organism in Eukaryota, Metazoa, Arthropoda, Insecta, Diptera, Culicidae. The record is from RefSeq and is a predicted model, not a curated record. The transcript has 6 exons. Gene Ontology annotation, molecular function: DNA translocase activity; ATP-dependent chromatin remodeler activity; ATP binding. Bases 143 to 2518 code for a protein of 791 amino acids. Gene Ontology annotation, biological process: reciprocal meiotic recombination; double-strand break repair via synthesis-dependent strand annealing.